Molecule: messenger RNA, 2028 nt
Organism: Beauveria bassiana ARSEF 2860
Lineage: Eukaryota; Fungi; Ascomycota; Sordariomycetes; Hypocreales; Cordycipitaceae
Product: NIMA-interacting protein TinC
Exons: 1
Coding region: 1-2028 (675 amino acids)
Source: RefSeq, a predicted model, not a curated record
AUGUCGAGUGCCAGCCGCGCAGCUCUGCUGCUGUUUCUGGUCCUCGGCUUCGCGACCAGCGUCUCGGCGUUUGGCGCAGGCUCCGUCGCCGACGGCAGCAACUUUAAAGAAUUUGUUUGGCGUCAUGGCGACAUUGUCGAGGUUCUGCGCUUCUUGCCUUCAAGUAUCGUCACCAACAUUGGCUUCACUCAGCUGCAGAGGCGGCAAAUAUAUUUUGGCAACUGGCUGCGCGACUUCUCGCAGGUUGUGGAUGCAACUUGUUUGGAGAAUAUCCCCGAGUCGAUCCUUCGCGCCAUUGUCUCCAUAUUGGCCAUGAUGGAAUUCGGAUAUGCGACGGACGAAUUUGACGUUACGAGAGAAAGGCUUGGCUGCUACAGACAUGUCGAGCACAUUGACAAUCCUUGCGGCUACAGCGACAACGCCCAAUCAAUUGAUCCUCGGCUCAGAGGUCCCGUGGAUCCCGUCGAGCUCGAGUUCGAUCCGGAAACUGGCAUGAAAAAUUACAUUGCAAACUCUGGCAACUCGUGGGAGACGUCUUCGGACUAUAUCCGUGACCAGCUAAGCAAGUGUAUCGACCUCGGCCGUCGUGGCAGGGCUGGUGACCAUGCCGCGCAAAAGGAAUCUUUUAUACACCUCGGAGCUGCACUUCAUACACUCGAGGAUUUUCCGGCGCAUAGCAACUACAUCGAACUUUGUCUACAGGAGCUUGGUGAGGAAGACGUCUUUGCCUUUGUUGGCGACGCCUGCCGAUUGCCGCUCCCGUCAAGUCUUCAGAGCGACCGCAAAGUGGCCCCUCUCGUCACGGGCACUUUCGGCAUGCUCGACAUCUUUCAUAGCCUGCUUGGAGAAGCCGAUGAUAUGGCAAUCCUACAAUCCCAAGGGUCGCUGAACCAAGUACAGACUCAUCUCGGCUUCGGCGCUACAGCUUUCGAUCAACUCUUCGAUGCGAUAGAGACUGGGAUUGCCUCGAUUCAAACAUUCUCAUUCUCAACAGAAAAUAAUGCCCUCGUCAACCAGCUAAAGACAGUUCACAUGGUAUUACAGAAACUCAAACCAGAGUCACCUACUUCAUCUGAUGACGAGGACGUCGUUGCUGAUGAUAACGAAAACUCUUCUGUUGACACCACCAAGUCGAAACCUUCCAUUGAUCCCUCCCUUGUUUGGCAGGCUCUUGAGCCCCUCUUCUUCUUUCAUGACCGAAUGAAGAAGUGGUUGAAAGAGGUCGCCAGCGGCGAUGACCAGGAAUUGUCUGGAAAUUCAAGCUCCGAAAUGAGCGACCUGACCAAUCAAUUAGUCUUCAAGGCCAUGCGCAUCGUCAUCGAAUCUUCUGUCAAAGAAUUGCGGGCUACACUGCGAGCAGCCAAGGCUAGGGUAGACAAGGAAGCAGCGUCUUCUGGCUCAGCAGCCGUCUUUGAUAAAGACUCGUCCGCCUCGGACCCUAGCCACUCUGAUCUAUCCAAGGACCACUUUUGCAAUGUUCUCAACAGACCAGCAGGGCUUAUUGCAACCGUGACUACGAAUUGGACAACACAACAAAUCGUCAAGUGUUGGGAUAACACUGACUCAGACGCAGACAAGGUUAUUGACGAAAUUCUCACAAUCAUGCAUCACCCAGCAUUCGUCAAGGACAAGUCUCAAAUACAGGAAUACAUGUAUACGACGGUGGAUCAUUGGUGGAAGGACUUGCCAGAAGCGGAACGCUCGCUUCUGCGCGAGAAGCUCACAAAGGACAGCGUGCGAGCGCGUGAGCACGAAGACCAUCACCUGUUGGUGCAGCCCAACGGCCGACAAGGACCUGGGCACUUUCCAGGGUCAAAAGCAACGGUUGUACAGGCCAAGCCUAGAAGGUCUUUUCCACUGGAGUGGGCGCUCAAGGAGAUUGUGGCUGAUUCUUUGUGGGUAUUCGAAACGGUUACCAAGUAUCUCUUGCUGCCUUUUAAAUUAGCUGCCCUUGCCAAACGUGGGGUCUCUCGGUUCUUUGCUUCAUUGACUAGAAAGCCCAGAAAGCAGCAGUCAACACCACAAUAA